GACUGGUCAGAAGUGGGUAUCAUGGAAACGAUCCUCCUCAACAGAACUUCUGCACUGAUUGGAUCAUUUCCUCCCGAGAUCUGUCAGACGACAGAGCGCCUGGCGACUAUAGUCAGCAUGCCGUUGGUGGUCUGGGAUUGUCCGACUAUAGUAAGCGAGUUUAGCGACAAUGUGCAUAGAGUCCAGCCCAAAAUGGCCACUGUGAUUUCUGCAAUAGUUAAUGUAGUCAAGCAUUUGAGGUAUCGUUCUGCAUCCAUCGUGUCAUUAAGAUGGGGUGCAUGGGGCUACUUAAGCCUGGCUCUAGAGAACAGUCUAUUGAGAUCUAACGUCAGUGUAAAGCAACACAUCACACUGUUUGGUCCACCUCCGGAUAGUAUACAGAUACAGUCUAAGGUUGCUGUGAUCCUGGUACCCCUGAGCUGGAGGCACUCGAAGCAGCUGAUGAACGCCUUGGCCGCAAACUCCAAGGCCCUCCUCUUCUUCCACCCGCACCUCCACCUCUCGUUGAAAUCUUACGUUCUGCCGUUGUCAAAGGCCUUCGGCUUCGUCAUGGCUGUAUAUCCGAUAAAGGCGGACAGCCUGGAUGGAAUCCUCAACUCCUCGUUCCAGGUGCUGGAAGAUACGACGGAGAGCUCCCAGAACAACCUCCGAUCCCAAGUGGAAGGGUUCAUGCUCUGGGCCUUGGACGGGAACAGUUCUUCUGUAAGGUGGAGACAAGUUUUCUACCAGCACGUCGUCAGGCACGACAAGCAGGAGACGUUGUACUCAAAGACGUUGGUCAAUGGUUGGGCAACUCCACUACUGCCUCCAAACAGGACGGAAAAUUGUGAAGAAGUUGAAUGCGAAGAACCAACGGGAUUCUUCACCAAUACGAUCAACAUCAUACUCGUAUCUGGUGUUGCAGUCUUACUCACAGGAAUCUUCGCAACGUCGAUCUCAAUUCUAAGGAGGCUAUACAUCAAGUCGAGGAUGUCCAAGGGACCAUGCAAGAUAAUCUUGACACCUAACGACUUCAUUUUCCCCCAAGUACAAGAAGCCAAGAGAGUGGAGGAGGGGAUCGAGGCGAUGCUGUGCUGCUGGCUGUACCAACUGCAAGAGAUGGGAGGCCCUGAGGUGGACAAGCAAGAUCUCAUCAAGGGUUCCGUGGGGUCUUUGAAGUCCAACAUGAAGAAGUCCCCGAGCCUCGGGAGUAUAUCCAAAGUCAGCUCUGAUCCGAAGGCAAGGUACAAUGGAGAUCUGGUUCAACUAAAGCCCAUACCUGACACAAGUGGAAACUUUGAAUUGAAGUCAAAGUCAAUGGAUUAUCUUAUGGCAAUGCACAGUUUGAGGCAUGAAAACCUGAAUCCAAUGCUCGGUUGCCUUUGCGAUCCAGCACAUCCUUAUUUGGUCUGGGAAUAUUGUAGCAGAGGAUCUCUGGAGGAUGUACUCAUGGCUGAUGAAAUAAAACUGGAUUGGUCAUUCAGAUUGUCUCUUCUCACCGACCUUGUACGGGGAAUGAAAUACCUUCAUUCUUCCCCUAUUAAAGUUCAUGGAAAUCUGACAUCGAGAAACUGUGUCAUUGAUGCCAGGUGGGUCUUAAAAAUAACAGAUUAUGGACUGCCGUUUCUAUAUGAAGGUCAAAAUAUAGUCCCUCCGAAUAAGAAGCCCAAAGAUCUACUUUGGUCCGCACCUGAGUUUCUUAGGGAUUCAAGCCUAAGAAAAAUGGGAACACAAGCUGGUGAUGUAUAUAGUUUCGGUAUUGUGAUGCAAGAAGUUGUAGUGAGGGGAGAGCCAUAUUGUAUGUUGUCCCUUCCUGCAGAUGAAAUUCUUGAAAAAAUUCGGAAACCACCUCCACUAAUAAGACCAUCUGUAAGUAAGGGGGCAGCACCUCCAGAAGCAAUCAACAUAAUGAGGCAAUGCUGGGCUGAGGCUCCUGAAAUGAGGCCUGAUUUCAACACCAUUCAUGACUUAUUUAAAACAUUGAACCAUGGCAGGAAAGCUAACUUUGUGGACACAAUGUUUCAAAUGCUUGAGAAGUAUUCUAACAAUCUGGAAGAUCUGAUUCGUGAGAGAACUGAGCAGUUGGACAUGGAAAAGAAGAAAACUGAACAACUUUUGAACAGGAUGUUACCAAGUUAUGUAGCAGACAAGUUGAAGCUUGGAAUGCCAGUAGAUCCAGAGGAAUUUAGUGAGGUGACAAUAUAUUUUUCAGACAUUGUUGGUUUUACAACAAUAUCUGCUUAUUCGACUCCAUUUGAAGUCGUUGAUCUGCUGAAUGACCUCUAUACCUGCUUUGAUGCCACAAUAAAUGCUUACAAUGUAUAUAAGGUUGAAACAAUAGGUGAUGCUUAUAUGGUUGUGGGAGGUCUUCCGAUUCGUACGCCUGACCAUGCCCAACAGAUUGCCACUAUGGCCUUGGAUUUACUGCACCAAAGUGGCAAGUUCAGGAUACGUCACUUACCAUUUACACCAUUGAGACUGAGGAUAGGGCUCCAUACUGGACCAUGUUGUGCUGGCGUAGUAGGCUUAACUAUGCCAAGGUACUGUUUGUUUGGUGAUACGGUAAACACAGCUUCCAGGAUGGAAUCAUCAGGAUCUGCAUGGAGGAUUCAUAUAUCUGAUGCAACAAAGAAUAAGCUGGAGGAAUCAGGUGGUUACCACAUUGAAUGCCGAGGACAGACAGAACUGAAAGGGAAAGGAAAAGUAAUGACUUAUUGGCUUCUUGGCAAAGUGGGAUUUGAUAAGCAGUUGCCAACACCUCCACCUAUUAGGUUGGAUGAACAACUUGUCUUGACUGGCAGAACUGGGAUAGUGGCUGAAAAACCAGAGAGUGAAGAAGACAUAUCAAUGGAUCUUCCAAAAGAUAUUACAAACCAGAUCAGCAAACCUCAUGGACUUGCCAGACCAAAACCUGUUUAUCAGCUAUCUUUGGAUGCUGGUCUUCUGGCAGCGAGUGGGGAAGAGAAGAAAGAAAGCCAUAGGUGGAGGGCACAGAGGCAGAUGACGUUUGAUGCCAAUGAUGAUACAAAAUCUGAGCAGAAGAAAAUGUCUGAUUUAAAGAGUAUUGAAUCAGGUAGCUCAAGAUCAAGUUUGUUAACACCAUUUUCUGUUUCGGAAAUAAGUGUUGAUCGAGGGGUGUCUUUUAUUAAGCCAAGUCGGAGCACUCAAAAUUUAAGUCCUAAGUUAAAGAAAAUAAUAGAUGAAAACGAUUUGAGCUCUCAAUAUAACCAGUAUAAAUGUCUCUCACCCAAUGACAGCACCCAUUCAAUGAAAAGUUUGAGGUUCUUAAAGCGUCAGUUUAGUAUGGACAAAGAAGAAGCAUCAGAAAGUAAAGCAGUCCGGUUGUUCAAACAGAACUCAGCCGGUGCAGCCAAUGAUCUCGGUAGGAUCGAUGAAGUGCCUUUAAGCACGGUAUCAUCACCACAGUUCAGCAGGAAUUCAAACUACAAACACAGGACAAUUCCAGCAAAUCUUUCAUCAGAAUCGCUGAAUUAAUGCAAUAAUUAUUGUAUCAUUUUAAAAGUGUUUUAGUAUUUACCUUGCAGUAUUAUUGCUUUAGUUUUUAUCACAAACGAUUUAUUUAAAACAGUGGUUCUCAAACUUUUACAAUCUUUGUUAGGCAUGUAAAAUCCUAUAGCUAAAUAAAACUAUUAAAGCCACGUAAGAUAAACCUCUUAGAAUCCCACGGUUUAUAUCAAAAAGCAGGAUUUUAACUUUUAAUAUACAGUUAUAAUCACAUAUCCCUUCUGUUAGUGUAAAAGGUUGUAUGUAAAAAUUGAGUUUUCUUCACAGGAGAGCACAAAAACUGAUUAUUUUUUUUAUUUUUUUAUGAUUUAUUAGUAUAAUUUCAUAUUUUAAAUUUUAUUCCCCUUAACUAUUUUUCAUAGUAGCAAACUACUUAUAUCAGUUGUAGACUACAAUAUGUCACCUUUAAUACAAAUAGAAUAAAAAUGGAAAAUACAACCUUUUGCCCUGACAGUAGUGAUAUAUGUCUGUCUAGUAAUGUAGUUCCUAUAAUUUUUACUUUCAUGUCUAUGAGCUGGUGUAACCUACAUAUAACAUGGUUAAGAGUAAGCAAAAUGUAUGUUUAAAAUAAUAUACAACAUUCUCCAGACAUAAAAGAGAUAUUUUAUUGUUAUUAUAAUUAUUAGAGCCACUAGGAUUAAAAUGUGAUAUUUUCUAUCUAAAAAAAAAACUGCUAGUUUUUCUAACUGCAAACAUACUGGUUUAAUAACCUGUACAAUGCAACCCAUGAAGGGUCUUUCAAUACUAUGUGAGAAAGUAUUGUUGUACAAGACUGUAUUCACAACCACCACUGAACUACAUAGUCGCCAUUCAAAUUUUAUUUUUCCUUUGUACUCCUCCAAAAAGGCUAUAUUUACCAUUGGGAACCACUAAUUUAAAUAAAUUUUAUAUAAGUUUAAUAUUAAAAUUGAUAAUCUGUGUAAAAGCAGUUUAUGUCAUUAAAUUAUUGAUUAUUUGCUCACUUGAUUUAUUGGUGGAAUUAUUUUAUGGUAAUCAAAAAUAAAUCUUAAAACAAAACAAAAAGAUACACACCAAGCACAUUUAAUAACUAUGUAAAUAUUAAAUUGUGAAAUUUAGAUAUUAGAUGGAAUAGUUUACUCAUUAAUUAAAGGUGAUAUAAUAAUUUCUAUUUCCUUAUAUAAAUAAUUAAAGUGUCUUUCAAAUGAAACUAAUAAUUAAAUAUGAACUUUUAUUGAGUUUUUUGAUAGCAAAAUUAAUUCUGAGAUAACUGUAAAUAUCUUAAAUGUACUAUUUUAUUAUAUACAUAUGUGUUUCCUAUUUUGUUCUAUUGUUUUUUAAAUUAUUUAUUUGUUUUUAAAGAAAUAAGUAGACAAUUUUGUAAAUAAUAUUAAGAAUUUAACUGAUACAAUACAUCAUAGCACAAAUUAAGAAGAGAUGUAAGUAGUCUAAAAUGAGAGGAGUUAUAUGAAACAUUAACCAAAAAAAAAUAAAAUGUAAAAUAUUUUUGUUCAUUUUUUUGAAAAGAUGGUUUUUAGCAACUUAAUGAGUUACUUCUAAAAUGAAAGUUAAAUAUUUGUUAGUUUUUAUGAAGAAUUCAUAUAUCAUUAAAGAUAUUUCUUCACAACUUGGUGGAUGAACAUUUAAUCGAAUAAAACCAAUUAGCAUGGUGGAAUGAUUAAUUUUAGUUGUUUUCAUUAUUUAGUUGAAAUGUUUCAGAAAUCUCUUCAAUGGGUUGCAAGAAAUGUGUUAACGAAAAAUGUAUCAUCUUUUUUACAUUUUUACACAACUUAUAAAUUUUUGAAAACGUCAACGAUUUUCUAAUUACAACAUUUAAGAUAAAAAUCAUUCAAAAAUAUUCAAUAAAAGGUUUAAUUGUUUUUAUAAAAUAUUUCUUUAAUCUACAAUUACAAUUUCUAUUUCUGGAUCAUCUCUAAUUCUAGUUUUAUUAAAAAUUCAAUGCAGUAGUGUUAGAAAAAAAACAACAGCAUAUUUUAAGACUAUUUUUUUCAAAGAUAAAAUGUUGUUUAAUAUCACAUUUAAAAUUAUCUCUUUGAGCAAUAAUUAAUAGCUUAAAAAUAUAAAAAUUAAUAUUUU
Molecule: messenger RNA, 5559 nt
Organism: Nezara viridula (southern green stink bug)
Lineage: Eukaryota; Metazoa; Arthropoda; Insecta; Hemiptera; Pentatomidae
Source: the annotation of a GenBank genome assembly